CUCUUUGAUAUAUGAUCAGAAUGAAGGUCGCUGUAAUCCUUGCUGUUGCUAUAGUAAUGAUGAUUGGACAAGAUGUCCAGUCCUGGAGAUUAAUCAGAGAUGCAACUAGAGCUAUCUCUAGAGCUUUUACCCCGGUGGUCAGAACCUUAACCAAUCCUAAACGAUACCCUAGAGCAGUUGUCAGACGAUGGAGUAGAAUUCUUUCAGGUAAACGAAGCGAUGAGGCUGAAGUCGACGCUGCAUUUGCCGCUGCUACAGCAGAUGAUAUGUUAACAGCUGAUGAAAUCAGUGAAUUAUUGGGAUUAGAAGGCCAAGAAUUAAUCGACUUUAUUGCUGAAGCUGAUAUUAACGGUAAUGGUCAAAUUGAUCUUGGAGAAUUUAUUGCUCAAAAAGCCCAAGAUGAUUAAAUGGUCAAGAAGUUGGAGCGUGAAAGGUGAUGACUUGGAACCAGUGGCGGCUCCAAAAGGGAAAACUUUAAAAAAAUCUUAAAAAAAGCCUUAUGUAUAUGAAGGUGUGUCUGAAAGUGUCAAUGGUCAAUGUGAUCAAAUAUAUAAUGAAUAAAUUCAUACUUG
Messenger RNA from Lottia gigantea (owl limpet), 572 nucleotides. RefSeq lists its product as hypothetical. Gene Ontology annotation, molecular function: calcium ion binding. The transcript is spliced from 4 exons. Lineage: Eukaryota; Metazoa; Mollusca; Gastropoda; Lottiidae. The coding region runs from base 12 to 407 and encodes 131 amino acids. The record is from RefSeq and is a predicted model, not a curated record.